Messenger RNA from Apis florea (little honeybee), 3250 nucleotides. RefSeq lists its product as uncharacterized. NCBI's taxonomy places the organism in Eukaryota, Metazoa, Arthropoda, Insecta, Hymenoptera, Apidae. Gene Ontology annotation, molecular function: DNA-binding transcription factor activity, RNA polymerase II-specific; zinc ion binding; RNA polymerase II cis-regulatory region sequence-specific DNA binding. Gene Ontology annotation, biological process: regulation of transcription by RNA polymerase II. Gene Ontology annotation, cellular component: nucleus. The record is from RefSeq and is a predicted model, not a curated record.
UUUUGCAAUAUAUCACAAGCAAUUGAUCUACUUACUUAUAAUUACCAAACAAAUACAUAUUUAUCACAAUUAAAUUUAACGAUUAUUACCAAACUUUCUGUUCCACUUUCCAUUUCUAUAAUUCUCCAUUUUUGAAAAGAUCGGUAGGUCUCUUCAAGCUCAUUCGAAUCGUCCACAUUCGACGUAUCCAUAUGCGGAGACGUUUACAAGGAGCGAGGAGAUUACUGUCGUCUGUUAUCAUCGUUGGUGUAUUAGUGUGAGAGGAAAGGGGGGUAUGGGGCGUUAUCGACAACGAUAGCGCGGCUAUAUAUAAAGCUGUCGGUUCGUCGUUGACAUUAGUUCAAUAUUCGCCGCGGUCUUUUCUUCUUAAUACACAUCUUCUAUCGUGUCUUUCUUUCUUUCUCUCUCCGCCUUCUUUCUCGAGUGUCAUCGAUAUACGUCUUGACCACCGUUGUACGCGAUUCAUCGUCAUCCCUACACAACUUCGAUCAUCACGCUCCAAGAUAUUUGCUGAAAGAUAAGGAAAGCUAAGCUUUAGAGUUGCAAUUUAUACACAGGUCAAAACAGAGGGAUAAUAGAAAGAACUAAAAAAAGAUGAAGGCGACGGUGUUCUAGCGUCGGUAGUAAACCGAACGCUCUCCAUCCCUGAAACAUUAAUUGUGUUUUUCCACGCGCGCCACGAAGCUCUAUCAGAAUUGCGGAUUGGAUUUGAAAUAUCGUUCUAGAAAGACGACGGCCACCGUGAAGAAAGAGUACCCACGUUUGAUGAAUCUGUUGCGGGCCAGCCUAGUUAUGUUCUCGAUCGAGUACAGCAAACAAUUCCUGAGCUACCGUAUACUCAAGUCGAAUCGGUUCAAGUACAUCUGACGAUACGGACUCGGACUAAGUGUGAUAAAAGGGUGUGCGCUACGGCGAGAGUGUAUACGUGAGCGUACUGUGCCGUGUUCGACUUGUUGGGAACGGAUAGUUCGGAGGAUAGAGGGAUCGAACACAGAGAAAGGGACCGGCAAGACCUGGAAAGUCUUGUUCGCGAUUUUCGAUCCAUGCGUCGAUCGUUUCCUACCCUUGAUACGGUCUGAGGAAACGAGGAGACGUCCGCCGUUUUCGAAACACUUUCGAAAACGCGAUAAAAAAAUCGCGAAAGAAGAAAACGAAUUUUAAUCUAUAAAGAGGUGAUACGAAUCAAUCGGAUAGAUACAUAGCAGCCGAUGAAACGCAAGAUUAAAUUAUUGAUUUGAAAUAACGAAAAUAUUGUCAACCUUUCAAAUCUAUUCGUAAAAAUUUUUCACAUCAAAGUGAAACACAAUCGAUACCAUACUUUCACAAAAAUUCUCUUUGAUUGAAAGUCUAAAAAUUUUAUAAAGGGGAAAUUUGCACGUUUCUGGUCGAAUUCGAUUAACGAAAAAGAAAAUACAAAAAAAAAAGAGAAUAAAAAUGAUCGUUUACGUCCCGGGUAGAAUGCCAAGCCACGUUGGUGGGUACGGCUCCGUUCGUUAUCCUGGCACGUUGCUAGGAACGAUACCGGGUUUUUACAGCCCGAUUUCCGGUUACCCGACUAGCCCAAACAUCAACUACUACGGGAGCCUCAGCCUGCAUCAGCAAGCACCGCUAGACCUUCCGGUUUGGCCGCGAAGCAUGCCGGUCGAGGAAGAACUCGGAACUUCCCCAUCGAACGCGUUGCCGGGUUUGGGAGUGUCGCCUGAUGGUUUGACGAACGGUGGCCCACCGAGCCCAGUGCACAGCGAUUCAGACGCCUCCAACUCUAGUUUGGAACUCGGCUCUAUUCGACGUGGAGAGAAUGCCCAACUAAAGUGCAGAUGGCAGAAUUGUGGUCGUUGGUUCACGUCCUUGGAACAGCUGGCAGGACAUGUUGCACGAUUGCAUGCUGCGCCGGGACCACGUGGACUCUUCUAUUGUGGCUGGGAAGGAUGUGCCAGAGGUGAACGUGGGUUUAAUGCUAGGUAUAAGAUGCUGGUCCAUGUCCGAACGCACACGAAUGAAAAACCGCAUCAUUGUUUUCAAUGCGAUAAAAGUUUCAGCAGGGCGGAGAAUCUCAAAAUUCACGCUCGUUCCCAUACAGGUGAACGCCCUUAUGUCUGUCCUGUUGAAGGUUGUAAUAAGGCCUACUCGAAUUCCUCAGACAGAUUCAAGCACACCAGAACUCACGCCGUAGAUAAACCUUACUGCUGUAAGGUUCCCGGUUGUCCGAAGAGGUACACUGAUCCCUCAUCUUUGCGUAAGCAUGUAAAAACAUAUAGACACUACGUGAACAACAACGAUAAGAUGCAAGAGAAGAGCUUUGAAGAAAGUAAUUCUCAGGAAAAAUCAAGGUUCGAUACCGUUUCACCAGAAAAACAAAGUAGUAGUACUCACUCUGAAUCGUCUGAUAAAAAAGACAGUAGCAUCGAAAGCAGCAUGUCAAGUUCGAGCCCGAAAGCUAGCAAUAGUUUUGAAGAGCAAAGGAAUUUUGUUGAAUGGAAUAAUAUGUAUAAUCUUCACGAGCAGCGUAAAGAACCGGAACAGAUAACACCUAGAAAAACGUACGAGCAGGAAGUGAAAAUCUAUCCGAGGAUCUAUGACGAUAGUUACAUAAUACCGGAAAGAAUUCAAGUGAAUCCUAUGUAUGUUUCUAAUAACACAAUCAUUAAAGGAAGUCCACCACAAUCGAUUCAAUCGCCUCAGACCAGUCCGCAUCACGUUCCUGAUACGUUGCCUCGUAUCGGAACACAGUCGACACCUAUUAAGAUCGAAGAAUCCGUCGAAUGUCCCAGCAAAAUUAGUUCUGUUGAUUACAGAAAUAUCGAGUCGAUCAUUAACAGCACACCAUGUAAAAAAGAAAACAUUGGGAUUAGUGAUCCUGUGAGACAUUCUGUGAUAAAAAGAGCAGAAGAUCUUAAGAUGGAAGUCGAGCAAAUGCCGAUUAAGGAAGAAAUUUGUAAAGAUACCACCGAUUGUUGUUGUCGUCACAAAUGUUGCGUACAUAAUAACGAUAACAUUUUGGAAAAAACGAAGAUCCUUUCAGAUUUGAUUCUUAAAACGCAAAAUCCUUUAUUUAGACAUCUGUUGGGCACGGUAGAUUUGCAGUACGGAUUGCAGAAUAUGUGGGGUAACAUCGUGGAUACGAACAAUACCUGUGGACAAGAUCUUCGAGUUAAAAAUGAGAAUGUUGUCGAAAUGGAGCAGGAUCUUCCAUUAGAUUUAACGAUUAAUAAAUAAAGAGAAUUUUAAAUCAUAUGGAAGUUAGCUUUUC